This is a messenger RNA of Acanthisitta chloris (rifleman), 246 nucleotides long. RefSeq names its product acid phosphatase 1, soluble (gene ACP1). Gene Ontology annotation, molecular function: acid phosphatase activity; non-membrane spanning protein tyrosine phosphatase activity. The transcript has 3 exons. Gene Ontology annotation, biological process: protein dephosphorylation. The annotation marks the transcript as partial. Lineage: Eukaryota; Metazoa; Chordata; Aves; Passeriformes; Acanthisittidae. Gene Ontology annotation, cellular component: cytoplasm. The record is from RefSeq and is a predicted model, not a curated record.
GUUACUGCGGAGGAUUUCCAGACCUUUGAUUACAUCCUUUGUAUGGAUGAGAGCAAUCUAAGAGAUCUGAAACGGAAAAGCAACCAAGUUAAAGACUGCAAGGCCAAAAUUGAGCUCCUUGGGAGUUACGACCCACAGAAGCAGCUCAUCAUUGAGGACCCAUACUACGGGACUGAAAAGGAUUUUGAAACUGUUUACGAGCAGUGUGUCAGGUGCUGCAAAGCAUUCCUGGAGAACCCUCAUUAA